AGGUAGCCAAAGAAGUGAAUGAGAAUUACAGAUACAUCAACCACCUAGUCAAUGCCGCAGGGUAUAUAUAUCCUCGUCGGCGCGGUGGAGGCGACGUCACCAAAAGAAGACUACGACACCUUCAACACUAACGUCUUCGACAUGCUCAAAGUCUCCAAAGCCUUUCUCCCUUACAUCCGCUCUACUCCUGGCCACCGCACCAUCGCAAAUUUCGGCUACAUCGCCUCCUAGCGCGGCGGCACGGGCUUCGCUCUCCACGCCGGCACUAAAUGGGCCCGCUCAGGCAUUUUCGAGGCCAUGCACUACGAGCUCGCGCCACUGGGCAUCUGCGUGACGGUCAUCGAGCCUGGGUAUUUCCGGACGUGGUUCCUGAGUGCUGGCGCUCAGGUUAAGAGUCAGAAGAAGAUUCAGGAGUACGAUGAGACGUCCGUGGGGCAGAUUAGAGAUUUGCUGGAUAAGACGGAUAAUAAUCAACCUGGGGAUGUGGUCAAGGGUUGCAAGGUUCUGAUUGAUAUUCUGAAAAAAACGGCUAUUGUGGAGGGAAAGGAGGUGCCGAUUCGAGUUGCACUAGGCAGCGAUAGCCCGGUUUUCAUUCGUAGGAAGUGUGAGGAAACAAUUACGCUGUUGGACGAGUGGGAUGACAUUCCCAAUGAGACGGAUCAUGAGUAGACGGUCAGCGUAGUCGGAGUCGGUUGUAAAGAUCGAAGGUGAGU
Messenger RNA from Cucurbitaria berberidis CBS 394.84, 713 nucleotides. RefSeq names its product estradiol 17-beta-dehydrogenase. The record is from RefSeq and is a predicted model, not a curated record. Lineage: Eukaryota; Fungi; Ascomycota; Dothideomycetes; Pleosporales; Cucurbitariaceae. Bases 298 to 669 code for a protein of 123 amino acids. The transcript is spliced from 2 exons.